Cottoperca gobio is the source of this 4480-nucleotide messenger RNA. It is a transcript of the gene zfta, whose product is annotated as zinc finger translocation associated. NCBI's taxonomy places the organism in Eukaryota, Metazoa, Chordata, Actinopteri, Perciformes, Bovichtidae. The transcript is spliced from 5 exons. The record is from RefSeq and is a predicted model, not a curated record. Gene Ontology annotation, biological process: negative regulation of DNA-templated transcription. The coding region runs from base 361 to 2307 and encodes 648 amino acids.
CCUGAAGACAAGCAAGAGCCUUAAAAUACAUUACUAGAGGCCUGCGCCGAGGCGCUACCACACAGCGCAGGACGGAGGAACGGGCUUUAUUCGCCAGCGGAAUACAUGAUUGUGUGAUUAUAUGAAAAGUUAACUUGGCUCCCGUGCGGGGCGCGUGGGGGGACAUCGUAGAGCACGGGCUCCUCAGCGAUGGGCUCGUUGUAGAGCGCCUGCCAGAUGCGUUUCGAACGGUGCCGAGCGGUUUAAACAUGUCACUGUUGUAACAUGUUGUUGUUAGUGUGACAUGUCCCGCUUCAGCGCUACGAUACAUUGAAGGAAGGAGGAACACUAGCCACUAUUAAAACAGCGGCCAGGCCAGUGAUGGAAGAGAAAGAAACGGGGGAAAGCGAGCCUGUGGACCUCCGGUGUGCCGAGCAGGCUGAGCUGCUCUCAUUAAUAAUAAGCGGAGAGGAGGAAGCGACGCAAGAGGAGAGUGACUUGGGAGAAGAGGACGGUCUUGCCAAUGGCCACGGUGAGGAGGAAUCAGAGGCUGGCAUGGUCACACCUGUCAGGUCUCCAGGCACCAGCUACUGGAGCAUCACAGAGGGACCAGACCAGCCGCUUCUCCUCUCCCCAGCCCCUGGGCCCACCGGACGCAAACCCAGGGUCCAGAGGGCUUCACGUCCAGGCCUGAGUCGGAUCCCAGGGCGCGACCACCGCCGCUACUACCACGAGUACUGGCGCAGCGAGUACCUGAUGGACUUUGACCCCCAGCGGCACGGGAUGAUCUGCAUGGUGUGCGGCAGUUCGCUGGCCACCCUGAAGCUCAGCACCAUCAAGAGGCACAUCCGACAGAAGCACCCUGACUCUCUGCUGUGGAGCACCGCCGACAAGGAAGUCAUCCGCUCGGGGUGGGAGAGUCAUCUGAGCCUGGGGGGAGGUCAGAGGUCAUACAGCUCUACUGCUGGACCUUCACCUCAGGAUGAAGAGGAGCAGCUGGACUCAGACCAACAUGCUGCCGCAGAACCCCUGGAGCCUGUGACCCCCCAGGAGCAGCCUCAACAACCCCCUAGUGUGUCUCCCCGCUCUGAAGAAGGGGAAGCCCCCCAGCCCCAAAAGGAGGAGCAGGACCUCGCCGGGCCGUCAGCCCAGACCCUGGAACGCUACCUGAACGACUCGCUGCACGCCUGGUUCCGCCAGGAGUUCCUGAUGGAGUACGAGGCGGAGGCCGGCCGGCUGCUGUGCAUGGUGUGUGGAGGAGAACUGCCCUCGCUGCACCUGGACCACAUCAAGAGCCACGUGCUGGACACCCACCCUAACUCCUUGGUGUUCAGCUCCGAGGAGAAGCACUGCAUCCUGCAGGCCUGGGCUCAGACUCACGAAGAGUCAGAAAACUCAAUCAAAUCAGAGCCCAACACCAAAGAAGGCGGGGUGGACCUCUUUGCUCAGGAAAUGGAGGCCAUCCAGCUCAACACUGACUUGUACCCAGAAGGUGAUGGCACUUUAACUCAGGACACUUGUCUUAUCGGUGAGGACGGAGGUGUUGGAGCUCCGCAGCAGGGACCCCAGCCCCCCCGCCAGCCCAGGAAAAGGCGACUGCGCGUGGGCGACCCGUGGCGGCUCCGCCUCGACUACCUUGUGGCCUACGGGCCUCUGGGCCGGGGCACGUUCUGCAUGGUGUGUUCUCAGGUGCUGCACGAAAUCAAGGUCAGCAGCUUCCGCCGCCACAUCCAGGAAUGUCACCCCGAGACGACAACCCUGAGCCGGCAUGAAAGGGAAGCCAUGGCCGCUGCCUGGACCAAAGAUUAUUCGAGUGAAGGCACGCAAAUUCAAGAUGAACUCAACCCAAGCGAAGCUGAUGUCCUAAAUACCGCAGGAGAGACGGAUGAGGACACCUCCCCGGAUGUCAGAACACACAGCAAAAUGGUGAAGAUGGAGGACGGCGUGAGCGGAGGGAAGGGUAAAGCGAGGGACGACGGCGCUGCGGCCACGCCCUCUCGUCACAGCCAUUACCCAGGCAAGGAUCAGAGGAGGAACUACCAGGUGCGCUGGCGGAUGGAGUACCUGAUGGACUACGACUGUCGCAGACACGGGCUCAUCUGCAUGGUGUGUGGAGCAACUCUGGCCACGCUGAAGGUCAGCACCAUCAAGAGGCACGUCCAGCAGGUACACCCCCACUCUCUGUACUACAGCGCGGACGAGAAGCAGCAGGCCCUCCUGACCUACAACCAGACCGCCCUGCACUUCAUCCACUCGGACGACUGCUUCUCCUCCCAGGACCACGGACCCACCGAGCUGGCUCCCACUCCAGCACACUUUGGCACUUAGAAAGGGCUUCCGUCCGUUGCUCCUCGCGUGGCCCCUGGUCAGAAAAAGCCUUCCACCUUCUUUCUUUAAAGGGAAAAUCGAGUAUUCGUCAAACAGGGUCUUGUUCUAUUCCCGCCCCUUGUGCCCUCUGACUUUGUUCCGCAUCUCUACAUCGCAGGUGCCGAGUAAAGUGUUAUCAUGACUUCUGUCAUAAUGGACAAAAAAAUAAGAGAAUAAGGCCCAGGGUUGACAAAUACUGGAAUUUCUGAAUCUGAGAGUGGACGUUAGGAACUGCCACAAAAGAAAUGUCACAAUCUAGAAAUGUCAUUGCAUAAAAAAUCAAAGUCCAGUCCAGCUCAUGUUAACUGAGGACCUUGUGUGAUUUAGCAAAUGGAUAAUAAUUAUAAUAAUGCAAUAUUUAUGACUUUUGUGCUCGUAGCUAGAUGAACCCUCUAAAUGUGUGCCCAAAAAUGCUGUUAAUACAGUUUAAUAAUUGUCCAAGCAGAGGAAGAAAACAGCACGGGCAGACAAUGACACACUGAUUGCCUAUUUAUAAAGGGAUAAAUCCAUCAGACAGCCUCUGUGUUUGCUGAAAUAAGGUCAGGGAUUUGCACAUGCAACUUUUACUUGACAGAUUACAGACGGCAGAUUUGGCAUUUGAUCAAGAAAACAAUUCAGACCUCUGCAACUAGAGGUCACGAGGUCCUCAGGUGAGGGCCAGAUCACACCGGGGCUGCGGUCGAUUAGUGGAGAAAAGAAAUGACAUCCUCUUUUCCUUUUGUGGAAAUUCAUAAGGAUUUAGGAAAAGACAACCGUGGCGCUGAGAGAAUCCAACUGCACUUAUGUGACAGUAAAAGUGUUGGAGCUAUUGUGGCUGGCUAGCGUUAGCAUGUUCAUGGCCAGCUAGCGUGUUAGACAUUAACUCACCCUGUACAGUAGCUCGCCCACUAGCCCUGCAAGUAGUCACCACUUCACCAAUCAAUCAAUCCAUAAGUAAAUAUGCAUGGUGCUUUUGUGCAGAGUUAACUGUGGUGACAUUUAACAUUCAAAUUUGUGCCAUGAACCAAUAGCAAAAUGAAUUUUGUUUUCAUGCUUCCUGGUCUGACCAGCUAAUAACGCUGGCUUUAGAUGUUAAUACUUCCCCGCAUGAGUUACUGGACAUUUAUUUUUUUGAACUCCAAAUUGGCAUAUUUGUAAUCAUGGUAUGUUGCCGUCUCCCUAUCAUCUGUCAGGGCUUGUUUCUGGUCAGGGCCUUACGCUCUCAGGAAGUUAGAAACAGAGUCUUCGGUGAGGCCGAGGCAAAUUAGUUUUACGAUGAUGUGUCUGAAGACGACACAGCACUUUGUCCCCAAAAAUGUACUAAACCCCAGCUUUCCUUCUGUACAGCCAAUUGAAUGAGACUGUGUUUGAUGUUAUUGCUGAAGACAAUGAAUGCCAGCGUGCAGUCAGUGAGUUCAGAUUUCUCUAUUUAAUUCCUUGUUUACAGUGGAGGAGAAGGACGCCGCUCCUCUCUCUCAUCCAUUAUAAUGAGAUAUGUUAUCUCUCUCGUCAGUCUGCUUUGUGCUCCACCGGCCUGCAUCCUUUCCAUCAUCUACAACUCAUCUUAGCUAAAACUGCACAAAAAAAAAAGAAUAUGUAAAUAUAUGAAAAAAAAAUAGAAUUAUUUUUCCUUUAUACAAGCACUUUUAUGCACCCUGGUUUCUACAAAGCGUGUUUGUAAUUAUGUCCAGUUUUUCUACUUCUUUCAAGGGUUUCAACGAUGAUAUUUGUUCUUUAACAGCUGGAGAGUUUGGACUUUUUGCUUUGAAAUUUCUCCUCCAGCAUUUGGUACUGCUUCAUUUUCUUUUCUUCCAUUCACAUCACUCAAGAAGUUGAGGAAUAACUUGCAGCUGUCACAGACAGAAAGGUUUGCCAUGAAAUGUCAUAUCUUCACCUGGAAAAUGCAACUCAGGGAUUCUGUUUUCAUCGACAACCAUUUCAUCAGUUACCUUUUUAGGAGGCUGUUGACAUCUGAAGAUACUGGAUACAUGCGUCAGCUUUGGUUGUACAGCGGAUGCUAUGAAUACAACAGAGUGUAAGGGCUACUGUUGAAGCAAACCAAAACAAAUGAAAUUUCUUUAUAUAAAAAAAAAAGAAAGAAAUUUAGGAUUCUGAAGAAAGAAAACCAGAUCUAAUAUGAGAAAAAGGUUGUAUU